AAUGUUUCCAUGGUCAAGGUGUUUUUUGCAGAAACGUUUCAGAUUUCGUUUCGUUCUCCGGCGUCGCUUGAGUCCCUUGGGAGCUGGAGGUGAUCAAUGGCGAGGCUCUGUGGCGAGUGUAGAUAAGCCCCGUAUGAAGUGAAAAGCCCUCCCCAUCCAGCAGUAUUUCCUCCCAGCACCACCACCAGAAAUAAGGGAUGUCAGGAUUGUUCCUCUUUUUGGCAGUCCUCUUUGUCUCUUGCGGCAUCCAGAUGUCUCCUGCUGCUACCUUGGAUAAGCUGAGAGACGACUGGGAACGGUAUGGGGCAGAAUGUCAACAUAACAACAGUCAAUAUCCACCCAGCAGUGGUCUUGUGUGCAACAGGACAUUUGACAAUUAUACCUGUUGGCCUGAUGGAUUCCCCAACACCACCGUCAGUGUGGCAUGUCCAUGGUAUUUGCCGUGGUACCAUAAAGUUCAACACGGCAUGGUAUAUCAGGAGUGUGAUACCAAUGGGCACUGGGUGACUAAGAAUACCAGCGAGUGUGAUUCACAUGAUUCAAGGCUGGUCUACUAUAAAUAUAUCAAGAUCAUGUACACAGUGGGCUAUUCCUUGUCCCUGGUGGCGUUGGUACUGGCUCUUGGUAUCCUCAUUUUUGUCAGAAAGCUGCACUGCAUGAGAAACAACAUUCACAUGAAUCUGUUUGCUUCCUUCAUCCUGCGAGCCCUAUCGGUCCUUAUCAAAGAUGCUCUGCUGGAGGCCAGCUUCACAUCACAAAAGAUCAUCGGAGAUGAGGGCCAGGGGUUCCCCAGUGAAUCGAUGCCCACAGUGGAGCUGCUGCAAACAGGGGUGGCUGAUAACCAAGGGAGGCCUCAAAAGGUGAACGUCCAGUGGCAGAAGAAAUGUGUGAAUUUAAGGCAUACUCAAUCCAAGACAACAAUUAACUGUCGCAUCGCCUUGGUGAUGAUGCAGUACAGUGUCAUGGCCAACAGCUACUGGCUGCUGGUGGAAGGCAUCUAUCUCCACAACCUUCUGGUCAUUACAGUGUUCACAGAGAGAAACUACUUCAAAAUCUACCUGUGCAUCGGCUGGGGUACACCAUUAAUAUUCCUUGUCCCAUGGGCAAUCUCUAAAUAUAUAUAUGAAAAUACAGAGUGCUGGGAGAUGAAUACCGACAUGAAUAUCUGGUGGAUAAUCCGAGCACCAAUACUGCUUGCCGUUGUGAUCAACUUCAUUAUCUUUAUACAUAUCAUCAGGAUCCUUUUUUCCAAACUUCGAGCACACUUAAUGGGAUACACAGAUUAUAAAGUCAGGUUGGCAAAGUCAACUCUAACACUGAUCCCGCUUCUGGGAAUCCAUCAUAUGGUCUUUGUCUUCUUACCUGAUGAGACCACCAACGACACUUUACAUCUACGUCUCGCUAAGCUCUUCGCUGACCUCUUCCUCUCCUCCUUCCAGGGUCUCCUGGUGACGAUCUUGUACUGUUUUGUCAACAAAGAAGUGCAAUCUGAGAUCCUGAGGAAGUGGAAGCGCUGGAAACUAGGGAGGAACAUUGAGGAGGAAUAUCGUCACACCAACAGCAAUACCAAUAACACGAAGACAGGCAGCCUGCUGAACCAUAUCCCUCGGCUUUCCCACCUUCAGGACAUCGGCAAAUCUUCUGGCCCUGUCUGCAGUCCCGAAGAGCAAACAUGGCUUGUGACUCGCUGCCACAAUGGGAUGGUCCACGGCAAGGAGACGGACAUCUGCAGCUCCCAGCAGAGCGAAGGAACCACCAACUGCACCCUUGUGGAGGAUAGCAGCCUGUCGGAUAAGAUGCAAUGUUUUGAGGUUCAGAGAGAGAAUGUCGAGAGCCACCUUUGUAAGAUAUGAGAGAGAACUUUAGAAAAGAAGUCAGAUGGUUUUGAGCUCUGAUGGAGCUGCUGUGAGUGGUGUGCUGACUGAUUUACUCGUGGCAGCAGUCGUCAGUCAUAAGUGUCACUGGAAGAAGCUCUCAGCCCUGUAAUAUGACAGCAGUAUGGCACACAUCCAAACCAGGGUGCUCAGUGUGCUGUGAGUCUUGUAAAAUGAUUGUCUUGAUGUUUGUCAAUUUAACAUAUGAAGCUGCUGCCUGUUGAACAAUUUUACCAACAAAUUCAAGAAAACACAAAUGACUACAAAAGAAAUACAAAAGCACACAGGGUCCUGGCAUGAGCCUCUGCUUUAGUGUUUGCUUUAUGACAAAUAUGUGUUUUGUGGUACAACAAACUGAACAUUGGACUGCGCACCCAAAAAACAAGACCAAAUGACACAGAACAAGAAGGACAAAGGGGAAUGCUUUUUUUACUCAAUAUGCUCCGCUCUGGUAUGUGUAUAUUGCCAUCUUGUCCAUAUUGAUACUAAUGAAACUGUACUGAGAACGAAAUAAAAAAACGUUAAUGUGACUUUACCUCAAACAGUUAGGUAACCACAGAGUUAUUGUUGAUGGGAAAAAGGCAGCUGCUCACCCCAGGUCCUGCCUGGCUUAUACACAGACAUAAAAUGAGAUCAAGGCAUGAAUAACUAAAUGAAUAAUGUUUGAUUUCUUUUCUUGGUUUAGGUAUUGCUGAGUGUUACAGUUUUAUUUUGGUCACAGUUGCAAAGGUAUAAUGCCCUUUUUUUUUUUACAUGUUACAUUCCAAACAAAAACUUCAAUGUAAUUUUUUGGGAUUUUAUGUGAUGGACCAACAGAAAGUAGCACAUUAUUGAUAAGUGAAAGACAAAAGACUUAUGGUUUUCCAUAUUUUUACAAAUAAUAUUAUGAAAAUUGUGGUGUGCUUUUGCAUUCUUACCCCCGACAUAACAUUUUAGCUACUCUAUGGCUCUCUUUCAGGAUUGUCUUUUGUCUAGCCUCUCUUUGCUAUUUCCAUCAAAUCUGUCCUGCUUCACUGUUCCUCUAAAAGAAAAGCAUCCCCACAGCAUUAUGCUACUCCCACCAUGGCUCACCAUGUGGAUGAUCUGUUCAGGUUCAUAUGAAGUAUUUUUAGGGACAGUGUUUUACAUGUAGGGUUAAACGUUUGGUCUAAUUUAAAUUUAAACUGGAGUUUUAUUGCUUUACUUAAACAAAGACUUCCUUCUUGCCACUCAUCUAAUAAUGGCAGAUUUGUGGAGUAAACAAGUAAUAGUUGUCCCUUCGACAACUUCUCCCACCUGGGCUUUGGAUCUCCGUGGCUCCUCUACAUUUGCCAUGGGUUGGUUUUCGUGUACAGCCAUGUAUUGGUAGCUUUGCAGCUAUGUCAUCUUAUUUCUGUUUAAAUCCCGUUUAAGAUUCAAAAGCUCCUACAAUCUACUUUCCGAGGGCCUCAGACAGCUCUUUAGAUCUUACCAUGGUGUUCAACUCUCAGUCCAACAGUCAGAAGCUAACCAGAUUUAAAGCUUAAAGCGUAUUUUUUCCUUUUAAAAUUGGAAUAAAUAUUGCCUUUUUCCUUAAAAUGUUUUUUAUAGAUUUUACAGAAAAAACUUAAAAGAUGGUUGGAUGGAUGGAUGGAUGGAUGGAUGGAUGGAUGGAUGGAUGGAUGGAUGGAUGGAUGGAUGGAUGUUUCUUAAAGCAAUGUUGCACUGGAUUUUAUUUAGGGGUAUCAGAGUGAAGGGGAACAAAAUUACCCAAUUUUCAGAUUUAUUUAAUAAAAGAGAAACCUCAUUUAUCAUUUUUGUUGGUCAGCCACAUACAAUUACUAUAAAACAGAUUGAAGUUUGUGGUUGUAACAUGCCAAAAUGUAAAAACCCUAAGGGCUAAGACUAUUUUUGCAAGGCACUGUAUACACUAUAUAGCAAGAGUGCCAUCCAUAAACCACUCGAUUCAAUGUAAAACAAAAAAUAAAAAACUGAAGCCUUGUUUCAAUAAUUUCUGAAUGGAUCACUGUUUCACAAAAUGAGCCAACACCUCGGAAACAGAGUGUGUUUGUAGUGUUACAUCAUCGGACGAGCAUAUAUACAUAGAACUAUAAUUAUAAAAUAUAAGAAUAAAUCUCUUAGUACACAUAUAUGCCAUAAAAUGACAUCAAAUGUUGUUAAAAUGUGGGACUGACAGUGCUAAAGAGUGCUGGCACCAUGUUUCUCUAUGGACAGUGUUUACCUUGCAACCAUAUGUUGAAGAAGCCUAAAAGCAGACCAAAGCUCAUCUGGUUAUCUUUCAGAUGCUUAAGUUAGCGGUACAUUUGCUUGUAAAUAAGUUGUCACCUGUAGAGCAUUAAUCAAACUUUGAGUUCCUAAAAGAUCUACUAGAGCUAACUUAACGUGAUUUUUGUAUGAAUAACUAUUUGCACAGUGUUAAUUUAUACUGGUAAUUGCUAAAUAUUAUAUACAUAUAUGUGUUUAUACAAAGUAUUUAGCUUUCUUGUGAAUGUGUGUUUAUACAGGGUAUGAAUACUCUUGAUUUUAUUAUUCCAGGUUUGUGGAUGUAUUACACUAAGAGGACACAAAAUCAGUAGCCAAAAGGCUAAGGGGUUGAUGAAAAACAGCGGAGCACAGAGGUUAAAGGCUGGUACAAAUUAGUCUCACUCUGACAUUAAGCAGCACAAGACAUUCCCAGAUCUCAUGCCUAUAUAGUGCAUGAAGAAAAAAAGCUCUGUCUUUGAUUUUAAAGUCCUGAUGGACCUCAGAGCAAAUUCAAGCACUACAGCAACAUUUUUGUUGUGUCAGAUAAUUGUUCUGCUCCCAGCCAGUUUCUAUCAUUGAGUGGGUAGAAAACAAAUUGCAGGCAAAAGCUAUUUUCCAUCAGCAUCUGCUGAGGGUUGCCACAGAGCAAGUAGACAUCCAAUAAUUGAGCUGGGAGCACGGUGCACACACCGGUGCUGCAGAGCUGGAGGAAAAUGCUUGCAUACUCAUACUCAAAUAGAAAGAGUAAUGACUGGUUUUGGCAUACCAGAAGUGCAUUGCUAAUUUUAUUUUAAAGUAAAAUCAGCAUUUUAAUGAAAUUUGACUUAUAAGCAUAGGUUUGGGUCAUCCUCCAUUUUUGUGGACCAAAGUGGUUCUGUCUGAAUGUAUUCUUGGUAAGGCUCAAAUUAAUAUGUUUCUUUACUCUUCUCUUCAUGGUGUUUCUGUAAAGUAUGAACAGGUCAGUGGAAGAUGACUUCAUUCAGGUGUAAACAGUCCGUCAUAUAUUGUAUUAUAUACGUGCAAGUGGUGAAAGAAUAAUAUUCAAUGUAUGUGAAAUAUGAAUUUACCUCACAAUGUAUUUUGUAUUGGUAGACAUUUAAGACAUUAAAGAAAUGAGAAAGCA
This is a messenger RNA of Girardinichthys multiradiatus, 5220 nucleotides long. RefSeq names its product glucagon receptor-like. Gene Ontology annotation, molecular function: peptide hormone binding; glucagon receptor activity. Gene Ontology annotation, cellular component: plasma membrane. Gene Ontology annotation, biological process: cell surface receptor signaling pathway; adenylate cyclase-activating G protein-coupled receptor signaling pathway. The record is from RefSeq and is a predicted model, not a curated record. Lineage: Eukaryota; Metazoa; Chordata; Actinopteri; Cyprinodontiformes; Goodeidae. Bases 198 to 1853 code for a protein of 551 amino acids. The transcript has 15 exons.